UUCUAGCCCAUUUGUUCAUGAAAUUAUUGUCCAACGAGAACAAAUAAGUGAAUCGCAGCGGGAGUUGGAUUCUUCUGCCUUUCGCUGUUUCUUCAAUUCAUUAUACCAAUCCAGUCAACUCCCUCCCCUUCCAGGAAAAACCCUUAAUUAUAAAUAAAUUCUUUGGUCAAUUAUACAGAUAUAUACAUAUGUUUGUAGGGAUGUAUUGUUGAUCAAUUCGUUGCUUUGAAAAAUCUUCUGAUUUCCCAAGAAAAAAAUUCCCAAUUUGGAAUAUUUGAUAUGGCAUCGGAGAUCGAGGUGGUGGAAGAAGUGGAAUCCGGAGAUCGGAAGCAGACGGCGGCGGAGGUGGUGGUGGAGGAUGAUAGCCUCCGGAAUGAUGUCUACACGGCGGCGGCUUAUGGGGACAUGGAGAAGCUGCAGCGGCUGGUUGAGGGCGAGGGUUGCUCCGUUUCUGAGCCUGACGCCCUUGGUUACUUCGCUCUUCAAUGGGCCGCCCUCAAUAACCGAACUGCCGCCGCCCAAUACAUCGUCGAGCAUGGAGCUGAUGUUAAUGCGGCAGACCAUACCGGCCAGACGGCUCUGCACUGGAGUGCCGUGAGGGGUGCAAUCCAAGUUGCUGAGCUUCUGUUGCAAGAGGGUGCCAGGGUCAAUGCCGCUGAUAUGUAUGGCUAUCAGACUACACAUGUUGCUGCACAAUAUGGUCAGACAGCUUUCAUAUAUCACCUUGUUACAAAAUGGAAUGCAGAUCCCGACAUUCCCGACAAUGAUGGAAGAAGCCCUUUGCACUGGGCUGCAUACAAGGGCUUUGCGGACUGCAUACGUCUUUUGCUAUUUCUAGAUGCAUAUAGGGGACGUCAGGACAAGGAAGGUUGUACCCCUCUCCACUGGGCUGCUAUUAGGGGUAAUUUAGAAGCAUGCACUGUGCUGGUGCAAGCUGGGAAGAAGGAAGAUCUGAUGGUAGCAGAUAAUACUGGUCUCACACCUGCACAGCUUGCUUCUGAUAAGAAUCACAGACAAGUCGCCUUUUUCCUUGGGAAUGCUAGAAGGUUGUUUGACAAACGGUGCGAUGGAAACAGCCGCCUUGGCAAACUCUCGAAAUUAGGACUUGCUCCAAUACUCUGGUGUAUAAUAUUUUUGUUACUUGUGACAUAUAUUCAUUCAGCUGUUACGGCAUCAAACCUGCCAAAAUUAACAGCUGGCUUUGGUCUUCUUGCUUGGAUGGGUGUGUUCUUGGCAUCCUCGGGACUAGUUUUGUUUUAUAGGUGCAGCAGCAAGGAUCCAGGGUACAUCAGAAUGAAUGUACAUGACUCACAAAACACUAAAGAUGAUGAACCUUUGCUGAAGAUUGAAAUAAAUAAUCCCGCUUUGCUUGCUGGGAACUGGUCUCAGCUUUGCUCAACUUGCAAGAUUGUUCGGCCCCUACGUGCGAAGCAUUGUUCCACUUGUGAUCGUUGUGUUGAACAGUUUGACCAUCAUUGCCCUUGGGUAUCUAAUUGCAUUGGCAAGAAAAACAAGUGGGAUUUCUUUUUGUUUCUUCUUCUGGAAGUUCUGGCAAUGCUGGUUGCUGGAGGAGUGACUCUCACAAGAGUGCUGACUGACCCAAUGGCUCCAUCUUCCUUUGGUGCAUGGUUGAACCAUGCUGGAAAUCAGCAUGUUGGUGCUAUAUCCUUUUUGAUUGCCGACUUUUUCCUCUUAUCUGGUGUGGCAGUCUUAACUGUUGUACAGGCUUCUCAGAUUGCUCGAAACAUUACUACGAACGAAAUGGCGAAUUCAAUGCGUUACAAUUAUCUCAGAGGAGCUGGGGGCCGAUUCAGAUACCCAUAUGAUCAUGGCUGCAAGAAAAACUGUUCAGAUUUCUUGAUAAAUGGAUACAAUGAAGACGUGGAGUACAAUGAAGAAUUGAGUCAAUCUGAAGAGACUUCAAUGUUGCAAAUGGCUCGGAAUACAAACCUGUUGAACGAUAUCAGCCAUGCUCAUCAAACGAAUGGAAAUGGUCAUGUAGCAAUCGACGUGAAUGACAAUAAAAAUGCACAUCAUGGGCAUGUUCAUUCUUCUCAUCGUAGCCAUAGCCAUAAUCACAGUAGAAAAACUGAUUCUGCUCCUUUAGGUUUGGGCAUCGGUUUAGGGCGAAAUGCUACCCGUUCUGCAACUGCAUCGUGAUAAUAUUGUGCUAUAGGGUCCGAAAAAAUGUCCUCUCUCUCUCUCUCUCUCUCUCUCUCUCUCUCUCUCGACCAUCUUUCUGUCCGUAAACGCACAAGAUUGGCUUCUGUAAUUCAAUUAAUCGCUUCUUUUUUCGAGUUCAAUUUUUCAUUACCUUUCUGUGGCUGUUUUAUAUCGAAUUUGGUUUGUUUAUUUCA
Molecule: messenger RNA, 2357 nt
Organism: Olea europaea var. sylvestris
Lineage: Eukaryota; Viridiplantae; Streptophyta; Magnoliopsida; Lamiales; Oleaceae
Product: protein S-acyltransferase 24-like
Exons: 13
Coding region: 280-2160 (626 amino acids)
Biological process (GO): protein palmitoylation
Cellular component (GO): Golgi membrane
Molecular function (GO): palmitoyltransferase activity; protein binding
Source: RefSeq, a predicted model, not a curated record